AUGGGUAACGAUUUAUUUGCAACAGGACUCUUAAUUUUCGUUUUACAUGAAGCUAUGUACUUCGGAAGAUGUGUACCUUGGAUGAUAAUAGACCAAAUUCCUUACUUCAGGAAGUACAAAAUCCAGGAUACGAAACUUCCAUCUAACAAGGAGCAGUGGGAAUGUAUGAAAUCAGUAUUGGUAUCGCAUUUUCUUGUUGAAGCUUUUCCAAUCUGGUUUUUUCAUCCUUUGUGCAAACAAAUUGGUAUAUCAUAUGAUGUACCAUUCCCUUCAGUAACAGAAAUUUGCAUUCAAUUGGCUGUUUUCUUCGUUUUGGAGGAUGCAUGGCAUUAUUGGCUCCAUAGAGGUUUACAUCACGGUGUGUUUUACAAGUACAUUCACAAACAGCAUCAUAGAUAUGCAGCACCAUUUGGUUUAACAGCAGAGUAUGCUCAUCCUAUCGAAGUUAUGUUGCUUGGUUUCGGAACCGUCGGUAUUCCAAUCUUAUGGUGCAUGAUAACUAAGAAGUUGCAUUUGUUCACGACAUGUCUUUGGAUCACUCUCAGAUUGUUUCAAGCAGUUGAUUCACAUUCAGGAUACGAAUUCCCCUUUUCUUUACAUCACUUCUUACCAUUUUGGGCAGGCGCCGAUCACCACGAUGAACAUCACCACUAUUUCGUCGGUGGCUAUUCUUCUUCAUUCAGAUGGUGGGAUUAUUUCUUAAAUACCGAGGCCGGGCCAAAAGGUAAAAAAGGUAGAGAGAAUGCCGUUAAAGAAAAGGCAGAAAAAGUCCAUAAAAAAGAUUGA
This is a messenger RNA of Priceomyces carsonii, 786 nucleotides long. RefSeq names its product methylsterol monooxygenase (gene ERG25). The record is from RefSeq and is a predicted model, not a curated record. Lineage: Eukaryota; Fungi; Ascomycota; Pichiomycetes; Serinales; Debaryomycetaceae. The transcript has a single exon. Gene Ontology annotation, cellular component: endoplasmic reticulum membrane. Bases 1 to 786 code for a protein of 261 amino acids. Gene Ontology annotation, molecular function: iron ion binding; C-4 methylsterol oxidase activity. Gene Ontology annotation, biological process: ergosterol biosynthetic process.